AUGGAGUCAUCGAACAACUCAUCAGACAUCACGAGGGUGGCAUCUAGAAGAAAAAGGUUCAUCAUUUUUCCAAGAGGCAGCUCAUUACAGUUGGUGUACUGCUUCUUGACCACUGCAUACGGAACCCCAGGGGGUCUCUUUACCAUCGGCAUUACUCUUGGUCUUGCAUGGGAAAUUCCUCAGGAUCCUCGGCCUUACAUCGCUAACGUCUCCGCGUCUUACAUCCAGCGUAGGCACAGGAGGGAUCUUUAUCCCAACGUUGAAACGUUUUUGGACAAAUAUGGUGUUGAGGGUAGAGCUUGUAUACUUCGAGCUAUCUGUGAGGCAAGGCAACAUUCUCGGGGCAAUGGCAGCUUCAUUGAAGAAAUAUUCAACACAAUAUUCUCCUUCCCAUUCCUAGAACACGCUAUAGAAGAUUCUUCGAGUGUUUACGACGAAGCACACCAAGGCGACAGCUGUUCGGAGUACAAAGCUGCUUGUCCUACUUCAAUACUGGACUUGGACUUCACCGGCACCACAGACGCAAUGAAGUCCUCUAGAGAUAUCACAUGAUUGUGCUCCUGAUAAAAACUUUUCUGUUUUAAAUGUGUCCUGUGUAUUUAUGUGCGUUAUCGUCUUAUUUGUGUUGUUUAUUUUCAAACAACACAACAUGUAACAAAAAUAACAUGUCCUAUAAUUGUAAGAGCAGUGUAAUUUUGUAAUAAAUUAAUAAAGCACAU
Homalodisca vitripennis (glassy-winged sharpshooter) is the source of this 719-nucleotide messenger RNA. RefSeq lists its product as uncharacterized. Bases 1 to 552 code for a protein of 183 amino acids. Lineage: Eukaryota; Metazoa; Arthropoda; Insecta; Hemiptera; Cicadellidae. The record is from RefSeq and is a predicted model, not a curated record. The transcript is spliced from 4 exons.